GCGGUGCUCCGAACACAGGGGACGAACGUAUGUACAACCGAUCAACCAUGGCGGCAAAAUCUAGUCGUGUUGGGAAAGAGACCGAAGACAUGAUGAAAUAUCGCACUCCGCUUGUGUCCAGAUAUGCCAGUAAAGAAAUGAUGUUCAAUUUUAGUGAAAUGAAAAAGUUUACGACGUGGAGAAGAUUAUGGUUUUGGCUGGCAAAGGCAGAAAAGGAUCUUGGGUUAAAUAUAACUGAUGAACAACUCAAAGAGCUGGAGAGUAAUUUGGAAAACAUUGAUUUCGCCGAAGCGGCUGUGGAGGAGAAGCGCGUCCGCCACGACGUCAUGGCUCAUGUACACACGUUUGCAUCAUGCUGCCCUCUCGCGGCACCAGUCAUCCACCUUGGGGCAACUUCUGCUUUCGUUGGUGACAAUACGGAUCUCAUUGUGAUGCGAGAUGGUUUUAAUAUUCUGCUUCCAAAACUUGCCCGGUGUAUUCAUCGCUUGUCUGCAUUUGCAGAAGAACAAAAAUCACUUCCAUGUCUUUCAUACACACACUUACAGCCAGCCCAGUUGUCAACUGUUGGUAAGCGAGCAUCGAUCUGGAUCCAGGACUUACUGAUGGACUUGCGUAACCUCGAACGGGCUAACCACGACUUACGUUUCCGAGGAGUGAAAGGCACUACAGGCACACAAGCCAGCUUUCUCGCUCUGUUUGAUGGUGAUGUACAAAAGGUGUUUGAUCUGGAUAAGCGAGUUACAGAAAUUGCUGGAUUUUCCAGGCAGUAUUUGAUCUGUGGUCAGACAUACAGUCGUAAAGUCGAUGUAGACUGCUUAGCAACGCUGGCCAGUUUAGGUGCCACUGCCCAUAAGAUAUGUACAGAUAUUCGCUUAUUGGCCAGUUUUAAAGAGUUAGAAGAACCCUUUGAAAAAGAUCAAAUAGGCUCCAGUGCAAUGGCAUACAAGCGUAAUCCCAUGAGAAGCGAGAGAUGCUGUGCUCUUGGUCGACAUCUGAUGUGUCUGGUUCAGGAUCCUCUGAUGACCGCCUCGGUGCAGUGGAUGGAGAGAACACUCGAUGACAGUGCCAACAGGAGAAUAUGCCUUGCAGAAUCAUUUUUGACUGCUGACUGUGUGUUGGGAACAUUGCAGAACAUUUUUGAAGGACUUGUAGUAUAUCCCAAGGUAAUUGAAAGGAGGGUCAAGCAAGAAUUACCCUUCAUGGCUACAGAAAAUAUCAUCAUGGAAAUGGUUAAACUUGGUGCCAACAGGCAGGAAUGUCAUGAACACAUCCGCGUGUUGUCGCAAGAGGCGGGGAUGGUGGUGAAACAAGAGGGAGGAGACAAUGACUUAGUGCAAAGAAUCCAGUCCUCUAGUUACUUCAGUCCAGUGCACAAACAGCUGGGCAGGCUGAUGGAUCCAUCGACAUUCAUAGGGCUGGCCCCUCAACAGGUUGUUAACUUUAUACAGGAAGAAGUCAGACCAGCACUUGAGCCAUAUGCAGGACAACUGUCAGAAAAAUCAGAAGUCACUCUGUAACAUAAUCCCUCCAGAGACUUCUCUUUGUUUUUCUCCUAUAAAAUAAAAUAAAGAUCUGUGAGAAAUGUCGAAA
Gigantopelta aegis is the source of this 1590-nucleotide messenger RNA. RefSeq names its product adenylosuccinate lyase-like. Bases 30 to 1517 code for a protein of 495 amino acids. The record is from RefSeq and is a predicted model, not a curated record. Lineage: Eukaryota; Metazoa; Mollusca; Gastropoda; Neomphalida; Peltospiridae. Gene Ontology annotation, cellular component: cytosol. Gene Ontology annotation, biological process: 'de novo' AMP biosynthetic process. Gene Ontology annotation, molecular function: (S)-2-(5-amino-1-(5-phospho-D-ribosyl)imidazole-4-carboxamido) succinate lyase (fumarate-forming) activity; N6-(1,2-dicarboxyethyl)AMP AMP-lyase (fumarate-forming) activity. The transcript has 13 exons.